This is a messenger RNA of Suillus discolor, 258 nucleotides long. RefSeq lists its product as uncharacterized. The transcript has a single exon. The annotation marks the transcript as partial. Lineage: Eukaryota; Fungi; Basidiomycota; Agaricomycetes; Boletales; Suillaceae. The record is from RefSeq and is a predicted model, not a curated record.
GUUUAUUGUGUGCAUUGGCUGCGUGUGAAGGCCUUGAUGGACCAUUGGAAGGAGGAGCUCCUGCUCGUGCAGCAUGAGAUGAAUUGGACAUCCAAUUUCUUCCUGCACAAAGCAGAGCAAUGGAUUCAUUUGUCUAUCACAGCCCAGGAUACCCAAUUGUUGGGACAUAUUGCCUAUGCGGCAUGGCAGGGGAAAAUGUAUUGGCACCUAUAUGAAGAUGUGAUGGAUGAAUUUAGAACAGCAAAAUCAUCAUGCUAG